Molecule: messenger RNA, 1117 nt
Organism: Cariama cristata (Red-legged seriema)
Lineage: Eukaryota; Metazoa; Chordata; Aves; Cariamiformes; Cariamidae
Gene: NUDT9
Product: nudix (nucleoside diphosphate linked moiety X)-type motif 9
Exons: 7
Coding region: 40-936 (298 amino acids)
Cellular component (GO): mitochondrion
Molecular function (GO): ADP-ribose diphosphatase activity
Source: RefSeq, a predicted model, not a curated record
UUGUCUGCAGACUGUUGGGCCCAUCUUCAUCCUGUCAACAUGUUCAACAGUGAUAAUGUCAAGUUCUACCACAGCAAAGCUCUCACCUCCCCGUAUCCAGGAUCACAUGUUGAGCGCAGCCAGGUUCCUGAAGACAAAGUGGACUGGCUGGUUGAGUGGAGAGAUUAUAAUCCUGUGGAGUACACUGCGAUGUCUGUUUUAGCUGAACCCAAAUGGGCAGAUCCCCAAAUCAAUGCUAAAGGUUUUUCUCCCAAAUUCAAUGAGAGAGAUGGAGAAGUGGAGAGGAGGAGUCUGAAUGGUUUGUAUGUGGUUGAGAACGGGAGGCCCCGAAAUCCAGUGGGAAGGACUGGCCUCACAGGCAGAGGGUUGUUAGGGCGCUGGGGACCAAACCAUGCUGCUGAUCCUGUUGUAACUAGGUGGAAGAGGGACAGAAGUGGCAAUAAAAUUGCUCAUCCAGUUACUGGCAAAAAUAUCUUGCAGUUUGUAGCUAUCAAGAGGAGAGACUGUGGGGAGUGGGCCAUUCCAGGGGGGAUGGUGGACCCAGGGGAGAAAAUCAGCACUACACUGAAGCGAGAAUUUGAGGAGGAGGCCUUGAACUCCUUGCAGAAAUCACCUGAGGAGAAAACGGAAUUGGAGAAGCAACUCCACAAACUGUUCAGCCAGGAGCACUUUGUGGUGUACAGAGGAUAUGUGGAUGACCCUCGUAACACCGAUAAUGCCUGGAUGGAGACGGAGGCUGUGAACUAUCAUGAUGAAACCGGUGAGACAAUGGAUAAGUUGCCUCUGGAAGCAGGUGAUGAUGCUGGAGUGGUGAAGUGGGUUGACAUCAGUGAGAAGCUCAAGCUGUAUGCAAGUCAUAGCUACUUCAUUAAGCUUGUGGCUGAGAAACAGGGAGCCCACUGGAGUGAGGAUCCUGGUCCUGCAUGCCGUGAGUGAUGUAAAUGAGGAACUGGUGGACACCAAGGGGAGAAUACAUUUUCCAGCUUUGGAAGAGAUGACACUGUCCUUUUCAGUGGAAAUUCAGUGAUAAUUCUUUGAAAUUCAGCUGGCAAAAACAUUUGGCAGUGAUUAAAUAGAGGCUUUUUCAGAUACUUCAGAUUGCUUCUUUUGAUUUUUU